Messenger RNA from Solanum dulcamara, 3826 nucleotides. Its product is annotated as probable LRR receptor-like serine/threonine-protein kinase At3g47570. The record is from RefSeq and is a predicted model, not a curated record. Gene Ontology annotation, molecular function: protein binding; ATP binding; protein kinase activity. NCBI's taxonomy places the organism in Eukaryota, Viridiplantae, Streptophyta, Magnoliopsida, Solanales, Solanaceae. The coding region runs from base 3 to 3605 and encodes 1200 amino acids. Gene Ontology annotation, biological process: protein phosphorylation; hormone-mediated signaling pathway. Gene Ontology annotation, cellular component: plasma membrane. The transcript has 4 exons.
UAAUGGAGAAAGCCUUCACUUUUUUUCUCUUAACAAUCCUCUUGUUGCUUCACUAUGUUAUGGAAAGUUCAGCCAUGACCCAUACCAACAUUACGACUGAUCAAUUAGCUCUUCUUUCUUUAAAAUCUCAAAUCACUUCGGACCCCUUUCACUUCUUUGAUGAAAGUUGGUCUCCCACUUCUUCUGUUUGCCAUUGGGUUGGAAUCACUUGUGGCUCUCGUCACCAACGAGUGAAGUCCUUGAAUCUUUCCAACAUGGCUCUUACGGGCAGGAUUCCCCGUGAUUUUGGAAACCUCACAUUUCUUGUUUCUCUUGACUUGGGAAACAACAAUUUCCAGGGAAAUUUGCCUCAAGAAAUGGCAUGCUUACGUCGACUUAAGUUUAUUGAUUUAAGUCUCAACAACUUUAGAGGGGAGAUUCCUUCUUGGUUUGGGUUUUUACACCAACUUCAAUAUCUAAGUCUUAGAAAUAAUAGUUUCACCGGUUCACUCCCCUCUUCAUGUUUUAAUAUUUCAAAGCUUGAAUCUUUGGAUUUGACAUUCAAUUCGUUAGAAGGUCAAAUUCCAAAGGAGAUUGCAAGUGUUGAAAACCUCGGAUAUUUAAGCUUGUAUGGAAACAAUCUCAUAGGGCCUAUUCCUCUGUCACUCUCGAAUGCCUCAAGGUUGGAGAUGUUAGUUUUAUCUAGCAAUUUACUUCAAGGGAACAUUCCAGAAGGGAUAGGAAAUCUUCACAACAUGAACUCGUUGUUGAUAGAAGAUAAUCAACUUACGGGUUCUAUACCAUUCACUAUUUUCAAUAUUUCUAGAAUCGAAGUCAUUGCAUUUACAAAUAAUAGCUUAUCAGGAAGUCUUCCAAAUGGUUUAUGCAAUGGUCUUUCAAUACUCACAGGGCUUUAUCUAUCAAAAAACAAGCUUCAUGGUCAUAUGCCUUCAAGUUUGUCAAAUUGUUCACAACUUCAAAUAUUGGAUUUAUCAACAAAUGAGUUUGAUGGACCAAUACAUAGUGAAAUUGGAAGAUUGAGUAAAUUGCAAACAUUGCAUCUUGGAUCCAACCAUUUCACAGGGAUAAUUCCACAAGAAAUCGGAAAUCUUGUUAAUUUGGUGAAGUUAGUGGUGGAGAUAAACCAGAUUACCGGCUCUAUCCCCAUCUCCAUAUGCAAUAUCUCCUCGUUGCAAUUUGUUUCACUAUGGAGGAACAAUCUCAAGGGAUCCUUACCACCGGAGAUUGGCAACUUAACCAAGAUGCAAUUUUUAUAUCUUGACGAUAAUAGGUUUACUGGUGAAAUACCCAAAGAGAUAAGAAAUCUUGUUGAAUUGGAGCAACUUAGUGUUGGGUUUAAUAGUUUUAGUGGUUCACUUCCAAUGGAAAUCUUCAACAUAUCAGGGCUGAUACUAAUUGAUCUUACAUCCAACAAUCUAUCAGGAACCCUUCCACAAAACAUUGGUUCUAUCUUACCCAACAUUGAACAGCUUUAUCUGAGUGAAUUAACCAAUCUUGGUGGGACUAUUCCUCUUUCUAUCUCCAAUUGUUCAAAGCUUACUAAUCUAGAGCUUUCACAAAACAAACUCAGUGGCUUGAUUCCCAAUUCUCUUGGAUAUUUAACUUAUCUACAGUUCCUAAACUUGGGGGGAAACAAUUUAACCAGCGAUUCGUCGUUAAGCUUCCUAACUUCAUUAACCAAUUGCAGAAAUUUGACAUUCCUUUCUAUACAUUCCAACCCACUAAGUGUCGCGCUUCCUGUCUCCAUAGGGAACUUCUCCACAUCUCUUGAAAAGUUUGAUGCCUCUGCUUGCAAGAUCAACGCCCAGAUUCCACAUGAAGUUGGAAACUUAACCAAUUUAAUAGACCUUGAUCUCUCUGAAAACGACUUAAGUGGAUCGAUUCCAACAUCAACUCAGAACUUGAGAAACCUUCAGCGCUUCAACUUGAGUGACAACAAACUUACAGGAUUUAUUGGAGAUCAUAUAUGUAAAUUGCAGCAUUUGGGUGCUAUUUACUUGGGUCAAAAUCAACUUUCAGGAUCUCUUCCUAAUUGUUUAGGGAACGUCACCUCCCUUAGAGAGAUACAUUUGGGGUCCAAUAAAUUGAGUUCCAAUAUCCCAACAAGCUUAGGGAAUCUUAAAGAUUUACUGCUUCUUGACUUAUCGUCAAAUAACAUGGUUGGUUCUUUACCUCCAGAAAUUGGAAAUCUAAAGGCUGUGACACUGAUGGAUUUGACGAUGAAUCAAUUCUCAAAUGGAAUUCCAAGAGAAAUUGGAGGAUUGCAAAAUUUGGUGCACCUUUCGUUGAGACACAACUUGUUUCAAGGAUCUAUACCUGACUCAAUGAGCAACAUGGUAGGUUUGGAAUUCCUAGACAUUUCUCAUAAUAAUAUAUCAGGAAUCAUUCCUAUGUCUUUGGAGAAGCUUCAAAACCUGAAGUAUUUCAAUGUUUCUGACAACAAGUUGUACGGUGAAAUUCCCUCGGGGGGUCCUUUCAAGAACCUCUCGAGUCAGUUUUUCAUCGAUAAUGAAGCAUUGUGUGGUUCUUCAAGGUUUAGUGUCCCGCCAUGCCCCACAUCAUCAAAGCACAGAUCAAAUAGUAAAAAAAUGCUUGUUCUAUUUCUUAUGCUGGGAAUUGCACUUGUAUUUGUUCCUAUUACCUUUGUGUUUGUAUGGAUAAGGUAUAGAAGAGGUAAAAGAGUACCUCAACAAGCUGAUUCAUUACCUACCGUAACGAGAGAAAGAAUUUCAUACUAUGAACUGCUUCAAGCAACUGAUUCGCUUAGCCAGAGUAAUCUGAUUGGUUCUGGAAGUUUUGGCUCUGUUUACAAAGGUGUUCUCAGAAGUGGGACUGCCAUUGCAGUUAAAGUGUUCAACCUGCAACUGGAAGCGGCAUUCAAGAGUUUUGAUACAGAAUGUGAAGUUUUGCGUAGGCUUCGCCAUAGGAAUCUCGUGAAAGUCAUCACUAGUUGUUCCAACCUUGAUUUUAAGGCUUUAGUGCUCGAGUAUAUGCCAAAUGGGAGUCUUGAGAAGUGGUUGUAUUCACACAACUACUUCUUAAACAUCAUGCAGAGACUAAGCAUUGUGAUAGAUGUGGCAUGUGCGUUAGAAUAUCUUCACCAUGGUUGCUCCUCUCCCGUGAUUCACUGUGAUAUAAAGCCUAGUAACGUCUUGCUAGAUGAGGAUAUGGUUGCCCACCUUAGCGACUUUGGUAUUGCAAAACUACUUGGUGAAGAUGAGAGUGAUUUGUACACAAAAACCUUAGCAACAUUGGGUUAUAUUGCACCGGAGUAUGGACUGGAUGGAUUGGUGUCAGUAAAAUGCGAUGUCUAUAGCUACGGGAUCAUGUUGCUGGAAACAUUUACCAGGAGAAAGCCUAAUGAGUUUAAGGGAGAUCUUAGCUUGAAGCAAUGGGUGAGUUAUUCACUUCCACAGGCAGUAAUGGAUGUUGUAGAUGCCAACUUGGUAACCCAAUUAGAUAAUCGCUUACAAAAGAAGCUAGAUGUUGUGUCAUCAAUCAUGAAAGUGGCAUUAAAUUGUUGUGCUGAAUCUCCGGCAAGAAGGUCAAACAUGAAAGAUGUUGUAGGGAUUCUACAGAAGAUCAAGCUUCAACUUCUUGCAUGAUGAGCAUGUUCUCGGAAUGUAUUGCUCCAAAUCACUCGUUUGUUUUAUGGAAAGAUUGCUUUUUUUCUUUUCUUUUCUUUUUUUUGGUUUUGUUUUAGCACUUGAUUAGUGCAUGAUUCUGUUUUCAGAAAUGCUAGUUGAUUGCAAUAAAUUUUACUGUUUCCUCUUAAAAGUAGUGUUGCAAAAUGGUGGAACUUGUAUAUUGAUCCUCUUGAAAAUUU